CUUGUCGGAUCCACAAAUCAUCAAUCCAAACCCCAAAUCCCUUGUUUGUUCCUAAUCCUGCCUGCCUGCCUUCACUGUUGACAGUUCAAACCUCUCUUUCUCUCAUUGUCGUGUUUUCUACGUUUGAUUCUUUCUUAAACCAACCAAAACCUCACAUCUCAAAUCACUGUUCUAACCCUUUUUUCCACACCCCAUUUGAUUUCUUCAUCUGAUUUCACUUCCAUCUUCAAUUAAAAGUGUAAAGUUUUGAUCUUUAGUUUCAUCUACACAAGGGGAAGUGUAAAGUUUCGAUCUUUUGCUUAAUCUACAACUGGGUUUUUGUUUUCUGCUUCAACCCUUCAACCCCACAAUCUCACCAUCAAGGUUAUGGUUAUCAUCAUAGGUUUUCAUGUAUAAAAACUCAUGUUUGAUUUAAUUUGUAGAUGAAAAAUUUAUAGUAUUUUUUUUAUGCUUUGUGUAUAUUAAAUAUUAAUUAUGGCUUCCUAUAAGAAACCACGCCUUAGAGAUGUGGCUUUGCGCCGUUUAUUAUCUGUGGUUUUUGUUACUUUAUGUGGGGUUUUGCUAUUGAUAUUUCUACUUGGAACUAAUUCAACAACAACUAUUGAAACUAAUGAUUUAGAAAGUGUUGAUGAUAAUGAUGAUGGUUCUGGUUAUCAUCGCGAUUUGAAGUUUACAAAGUUUCAAAAACUUCCACAACAGAGUGAUUUGUCACUCAAAGUGGAAAAGCUAAAUGAUUUGCCUCCAAGAAACUUGGAUUUGUUUCCGAAUCUGGCUAAGGAUGCUAUCAUUGUUGUUUUGUAUGUUCAUAACCGGCCGCAGUAUCUUAAAGUAGUUGUCGAGAGUCUUUCGAAGGUUGUAGGGAUUAAUGAGACUUUGUUGGUUGUUAGUCAUGAUGGUUACUUUGAGGAAAUGAAUGAGAUUAUUCGUGGUAUUAGGUUUUGUCAAGUUAAACAGAUAUAUGCUCCGUAUUCGCCUCAUUUGUUUCCGAAUAGUUUUCCUGGGGUUUCGGCUGGUGAUUGUAAGGAAAAAGAUGAUGCCGAAGUAAAACAUUGUGAGGGGAAUCCUGAUCAGUAUGGAAACCACCGGUCGCCGAAGAUUGUAUCGUUGAAGCAUCAUUGGUGGUGGAUGAUGAACACGGUAUGGGAUGGAUUGGGCGAAACAAGAGCACAUUCUGGUCAUAUUCUUUUUAUUGAAGAAGACCACUUUAUAUUUCCCAAUGCGUAUCGCAAUUUACAGAUUCUUACUACAUUGAAGCCUACAAAAUGUCCUGAUUGUUAUGCUGCAAAUUUAGCACCUUCUGAUGUGAAAUUCAGAGGCGAAGAGUGGGAAAGUUUAAUUGCAGAGAGAAUGGGAAAUAUAGGUUACACAUUCAACCGAACGGUUUGGGGGAAAAUACACAAUAAGGCUAGAGAUUUUUGUUUCUUCGAUGAAUAUAAUUGGGACAUCACGAUGUGGGCAACUGUUUAUCCCUCAUUCGGUGGGCCUGUCUACACGUUACGAGGCCCAAGGACCAGUGCUGUUCAUUUUGGGAAAUGCGGUUUGCAUCAGGGUCAAGAGGAGAAUAAGGCUUGCAUUGAUAACGGAAUGGCGAAUAUUCUUGUAGAAGAUCAUGACAAGGUUGCGAACAUUGAUUCGGAUUGGGAUGUCCAUUUCCAUAAAAACCAGCCUGGUUAUCAAGCCGGGUUUAAAGGUUGGGGAGGUUGGGGGGACGACAGAGACCGCCACUUAUGCUUGAGUUUCGCCGACAUGUAUCACUCCAAAGGCACUGCAGCUCCCUUGUAAGAGUUCAGUUUCUAGUAUCUUUUUGUUUUUCCUUUGUUCUUCUUUAUUUAUAGUUGUUUUUUAUUUUUAAUUCAGUCAAUGUGAGAAAAUUAGGUUCUUUCAAUACAUGAAUUCAUAUUAGAGCUUUAGAAACAGUUUUUUAGGGUCCAUAAUUACUUUGAUAACUACCACUAAAUCUUAUGUCUUAGUUGUAACACUGAAUGGAUAUUCACUCAUAUCGGUUCUUCCUCAGAUGAAGGAAGCUUUUGUAUCAUGUGAACUUUUUAUCUAUAUUCAUGUUUUGGGUUUUCCCAUGUAUUAGUCAC
Molecule: messenger RNA, 2087 nt
Organism: Trifolium pratense (red clover)
Lineage: Eukaryota; Viridiplantae; Streptophyta; Magnoliopsida; Fabales; Fabaceae
Product: alpha-1,6-mannosyl-glycoprotein 2-beta-N-acetylglucosaminyltransferase
Exons: 1
Coding region: 475-1782 (435 amino acids)
Biological process (GO): oligosaccharide biosynthetic process; protein N-linked glycosylation
Cellular component (GO): Golgi stack; Golgi membrane
Molecular function (GO): alpha-1,6-mannosylglycoprotein 2-beta-N-acetylglucosaminyltransferase activity
Source: RefSeq, a predicted model, not a curated record